UACUACCUACUUGCACAUCAACUAAAGUAUAAAAAGGUACCAUUUCUAUAAUGAAUUAUUCUGAUACGAUAAUUAGUGAGCCUUCAACAUGUUUCGUUACAACACUCUCAUUGCCCUAGCGUUCAUCAUUGCUUCCAUCAAUGCCUUUGUUGUACCAGAUUUUGAUCCGGGUUAUGCGCUAGAUCCAAAUGAUGAUGCUCAGUUGAGAAAUAUUAAGAUAUAUGGAUCCGGUCAAGGAGGACUAAAACUUGACCCCUAUAGAUUUAACCUAUUUGGAAUCAACGGAGUUUUGGGUGGUCAAUUACAAGGAGAAGGAUCAGGUUUUGCUAAUAUCGACACACCAGUGGCAUUAAGAAAUAUUAAGAUACAGGGACACGGCGAAGGAGGAGUGAAACUUGACCCCACUAGAAUUCACCUAUUUGGACACAGCGGCGUCUUGGGUGGUCAGCUACAUGGAGAAGGAUCAGGUGUUGUUGAUAUCGACACACCAGUGGCAGUAAGAAAUAUUAAGAUACAAGGACACGGUCAAGGAGGAGUGAAACUUGACCCCACUAGAAUUCACCUAUUUGGACACGACGGUGUUUUGGGUGGUCAGCUACAAGGAGAAGGAUCAGGUUUUGCUGAUAUCGAUACACCAGGAGCAUUGAGAAAUAUAAAGUUAUAUGGACAAGGUCAAGCAGGAGUGCAAGUUGACCCGUUUAGAUUUGGACUAUUUGGACUCAACGGCGUUUUGGGUGGUCAGGCACAAGGACAAGGAUCAGGUUUUAUUGAUAUCAACACGCCAAUAGCAUAUGGACGUCCUUAUUAGAUUGUAUAAUAUUCUAAAUGUAUCGUGCAAACAUUUGUUAUAAAUAUAUAAAAUACAUUGAUUAUAUUAAA
This is a messenger RNA of Diabrotica virgifera virgifera (western corn rootworm), 879 nucleotides long. RefSeq lists its product as uncharacterized. The record is from RefSeq and is a predicted model, not a curated record. The transcript is spliced from 2 exons. Lineage: Eukaryota; Metazoa; Arthropoda; Insecta; Coleoptera; Chrysomelidae. The coding region runs from base 89 to 808 and encodes 239 amino acids.